GAGUUCAGAAUGCCGGCUGACCAGGGCAUCGCUGGACACGUGGCCACCACCGGCAAAAUCCUCAACAUCAAGGACGCCUACUCCCACCCACUGUUCUACCGCGGAGUGGACGACAGCACCGGCUUCAAGACCCGCAACAUCCUCUGCUUCCCCAUCAAGGAUGAGAACAAGCGUAUCAUCGGAGUGGCCGAACUGUGUAACAAGGUGAACGGUCCCUGGUUCACUAAGUUUGACGAGGAUCUGGCACUCGCUUUCUCCAUCUACUGUGGUAUCAGCAUUGCACAUUCGUUGCUGUACAAGAAAGUCAACGAAGCUCAAUAUCGCAGUCACCUGGCCAACGAGAUGAUGAUGUACCACAUGAAGGUAGCGAACGAGGAGGUGGCCAAGCUGCUGAAGUACGGCAUCCAGCCGGUGGAGGAUGUUCAUCCCGACCUCACCAAGUUCAACUUCGUGCCCCGCGACAUUCCCGAGAGCGCCACAGCCAUGGCUAUCAUCAGUAUGUUUGAAGACAUGAGCUUUGUGAACAACAACAAGAUCAACAUGAAGACAUUAGCAAGGUUCUGUCUGAUGGUGAAGAAGGGAUACCGAGAUCCUCCCUAUCACAACUGGAUCCACGCGUUCUGCGUCACCCAUUUCUGUUACUUGCUUCACAAAAACGUGGAUCUGCGUCUCUACCUGGAAGACAUUGAGAUCAUGUCGGUGUUUGUUGCAUGUAUGUGCCACGAUCUGGACCAUCGAGGAACCAACAACUCUUUCCAGGUGGCCUCGAAAUCAGUUCUGGCCGCGCUGUACAGCUCAGAGGGAUCAGUGAUGGAGGCAACACCUUCCCCGCCUAAACCUCCCAUCACACCCCUCGACCUAACCACCGUGGUGGCUCUCACCUCCCGGCCCCCGCUCGGCCCUUAA
Messenger RNA from Callorhinchus milii (elephant shark), 906 nucleotides. Its product is annotated as cGMP-dependent 3',5'-cyclic phosphodiesterase-like. Gene Ontology annotation, cellular component: cytosol; perinuclear region of cytoplasm; mitochondrial inner membrane. The record is from RefSeq and is a predicted model, not a curated record. Bases 10 to 906 code for a protein of 298 amino acids. The transcript is spliced from 9 exons. Lineage: Eukaryota; Metazoa; Chordata; Chondrichthyes; Chimaeriformes; Callorhinchidae. Gene Ontology annotation, biological process: negative regulation of receptor guanylyl cyclase signaling pathway; regulation of mitochondrion organization; positive regulation of gene expression. Gene Ontology annotation, molecular function: 3',5'-cyclic-AMP phosphodiesterase activity; protein homodimerization activity; 3',5'-cGMP-stimulated cyclic-nucleotide phosphodiesterase activity.